AUGAGCUUGUCUGCCGACUUUCUUUCCGACAGCGACUCUGAUAACGAACGUGACUAUUCAUACGUGAGGCCUACGCUAGCGCGGAAAAAAGUUCAAAGGAACGAAAAGCUAGAGGUUUCUAGUUUCAAAGAACAUGGUCAAUUGAUUUAUCCGACACAGGAUAGAGAUAAUCUAGAAUCACCCAAGCUAGUUCUGCCGGUAAAAGCUCGAUAUAAUUAUGACUUCGAGGUUUUAGAGAAGGAGCAGCGUAUGGGUAGACCGGAAGAAGUGAUUGACAAAACAUCAACUCGUGAAACAUAUGCAUUGGACGAGCCCCAUGAGUGUCUCUCGGACCCUUCUGAAGGGCUGCCGAGAAUCAAAUCCCCAAAAAAAGGCGGACAGGAUUUAACAUUUGAGUAUGGGACUCCCGUAGACGGAUAUAGGUUCGUAGGCAGCAGAACCGAUUACGCAACAUUCAUUAGAUCAACAGAACCAUCAUCAUCCACACAAAGUCAAGCCUGCUCUGAGGAGGAUCUAUCGAGAGACAUCAGCUUUGAUCAAAAGUCUCAAUCUGGUAAGACCUUGGACAUCUCUUUGUACAUGAAUCGUGACAGCGCUAAGUUAAGAAUACCAGUUGAGGGAGCGCCUUUUUUGGAUGAUGUCAAGAUUGAGAGCAUCGAAGAAUCUAGGAUUAGUCGUUUUCUUGAAAAGUGCGCUGUUCACCAGGAACAGGUAUUACGAGAGCUUUUGAAACAGGAGAGAAUUGCUUGGCAUCCCGAUAAGGCUCAAAGAUCAAAUGACGAAGCAAAGUCGCAGAACUUGAUCAAGGUCACCAGAAUUUUCCAGGCGAUAAAUAGCUUAUGGGAGAAAACUCAAUAA
Lachancea lanzarotensis is the source of this 858-nucleotide messenger RNA. Its product is annotated as LALA0S12e00716g1_1. NCBI's taxonomy places the organism in Eukaryota, Fungi, Ascomycota, Saccharomycetes, Saccharomycetales, Saccharomycetaceae. The transcript has a single exon. The record is from RefSeq and is a predicted model, not a curated record. The coding region runs from base 1 to 858 and encodes 285 amino acids.